Molecule: messenger RNA, 2506 nt
Organism: Helianthus annuus (common sunflower)
Lineage: Eukaryota; Viridiplantae; Streptophyta; Magnoliopsida; Asterales; Asteraceae
Product: arginine--tRNA ligase, cytoplasmic
Exons: 15
Coding region: 1106-1831 (241 amino acids)
Biological process (GO): arginyl-tRNA aminoacylation
Molecular function (GO): arginine-tRNA ligase activity; ATP binding
Source: RefSeq, a predicted model, not a curated record
AGGGAUUUCACCCCUGCUUUAACUCAUUGUCGUUCUUGAACAUCAAUCGCCAUGGUUCAAUGCGACCUUUCGGUGCUCGUCAGUUCCCAUCUCCCCUAUAACCUAAUGUUCGAUUCUUAAACCUUCCAUCAAUGGUGAUGAAUCCCAUCUCCCCUCUGGCUUGUUUUUCAUUUCUUACCUCAAUCAACCAGAUCUUGUGAGAUGGAUAGAUUGUUCAAAAAUCUAGGGUUCAAUGUCAGAACUGCAAGGUGAAAACGAAGAUUACCGUUGAUUUGAGAUCCUCCCACGAAGAUUCAGGAAUAGAUUUCAUUACAAGACCCUAAAAUCGUUCAAGUCAGAGUAGACUUUGAUCCAUUCAAGUGAUAAAACUGCUGCUCGAUUUGCCAUGUAGACCAGACACCAAACUACCAAGGUUGGUGACGAUGGGCUUUAAGGUAAAACCGAUGGCGCACUACUCUUGGAGAGAAUAAUGAUGAAAAAGACAAACAUAAUUUCCUUAUUUUUGAAGACCGUAAAUUUGCCGACAUUGGCAACACAGUAACAAUGCAGUAUGAAGGAGGUAUUUUCCGUAUAUUGGAGUGGGCAGAUAUAGUGAACUUUUACAUUAUUUCAGGUUCUGGAAUCGUUGACGGGUUGAAAUUAAAGGUUUACCCGUGUGUCUGCUGCAAGUUGUGAAGGCCCUGGUUUGGGGUAUUUUGCUGCUGUUGAAGGACAUGCUGCAUAUGUUUCGUAUAAAAAAUGGUAGAAUUAGCUGCAGGCCUGAUGAUGUUAAGGAGCCCUUAUGUCGUUACACUAGGGGUAUUAUGGAAAACUACAUGAAAAUUGGAAAGUUACUACUACUGGGGAACAAUUUUCUGUUGCUGAACAGGUCCUGGAACUGGUGUAAAUGGAACAGUGAUGUGGGCCCUGGGUUUUCGCUGUUUAUUAAGGCCCAUGGUUGGAUUUUUACGGUGGUAAUGAAGUCCCAUCACAGGGGUAUCAUGCUUAUUUCUUCGAAUCUUCUCAGUGGGUUGGACCCAGGUAGUAAGCUGAUGUUGAAGGCCCACCAGCUGUGCGGGCAUGAUGUUUGGAAAAUACGGUUUUUAUUGGAGACACGAUAGCCCGUAUGCUUGAGUAUUCUAAAGUUGAUGUGCUUCGCAGAAACCAUGUUGGGGAUUGGGGCACUCAGUUUGGAAUGUUGAUUGAGUUUCUCUUUGAGAAGUUCCCAGAUGGGGAGGUUACUGAUCAGGAUAUUGGAGAACUAGAGUUGUUCUAUAAGGCAUCAAAACAGAGAUUUGAUGGUGAUGAUGAAUUCAAAGAGAGAGCCCGAAAGGCAGUUGUUGCUCUCCAGAGUGGCAAGGAAGAAAAGUACCCGAAGGCAUGGGCACAAAUCUGUGAAAUAAGUCGAAGGGGUUUCGAGAAAGUGUAUCAGCGUUUGGGGGUUCACCUGGAAGAAAUGGGUGAAAGCUUUUAUAAUCCCUACAUUCCUCUGGCUCUAAAGGAGCUCAAUGAUAAGGGUUUGAUUAAAGAUGACGAAGGCGCUAAGGUGAUAAAAAUUAUUGAAGGAAAAAAGGCACUUCCUCUUGUAGCUACGGAGAAAGAUGGUCGUUACAGCUAUGCUUCAAUAGAUCUUGCAGCUCUGUGGUCUCGGCUUCCUGAGGAAGAAGUCAAGUGGAUAAUAUUCGUCACUCUUCAGAGUGGCACGGAAGAAAAGUACCAGAAGGCAUGGGCACAAAUCUGUGAAAUAAAUCGAAAGGGUUCAAAGAUAGUUACCAGCGUCAGGGGGUUCACUUGGGUGAAAGCCUUAAUAAUACCUACAUUCUCCAUAUGGGGACACCGGCUUAUCGUUUAAUUUACCAGGAAAACUUGGCCUUCUGGGAAAGGAAGCCAUUCAGCAACGCGAAACAGCUCAGAAGAUUGCCCUUCAAGCACUUAGAGAUGCCUCAGCCAAGCCACUGAAACAGUUGUUUGUUCCCUCAAGAAUAUAUCCAGUUUGAGCAAAUCAGCCAACCCUGAAAAUCCAGCAGACUGUUUUGACCAGUUUCUUGACUUCCAUAGUCAAAUUGUUCAACCAGUAGCUGAAAUGACAUCAAUCAAGGCUGCAACGGUUCAAAUCUCAUCGGAAAACCAUCCACAAGCCUUGCAUGAUAAUACGAAUAACUCAGAUUCAAACAAUGCUUCCAAAAGACGAGCUGCUUUAUACAAAUCAAUAGCAGCAUUUCCCCAAAGAAAUGAUCAAAAGUCGACGAAGCAAAUGAGACCACCGUCAGCUGUUAAUCAAAAGGCGAAUUUGACAACGAUGAAAAUAAGAAUCCAGGGGGGUCUUGUUGCAGUUUAAUUAAUACGAUAACAUUAGGAAUGCAGAUUGAGACCGAGGCUGGGAAUUCCAAUACUCCAAUAUAAGUUUCAUUUUAAGACAUGAUUUAUAUUAAUAUACAGUAGUUGAUUAUGUUGACUAAGAAGCAUUGAAUCCAUUUAUGUAUUCUUAGGUCUAAAUCAACAGUUUACUUGUGUCAUUAUUAAGCAA